Sceloporus undulatus (fence lizard) is the source of this 1968-nucleotide messenger RNA. RefSeq names its product chromosome 4 C6orf52 homolog (gene C4H6orf52). The transcript is spliced from 11 exons. NCBI's taxonomy places the organism in Eukaryota, Metazoa, Chordata, Lepidosauria, Squamata, Phrynosomatidae. Bases 697 to 1722 code for a protein of 341 amino acids. Gene Ontology annotation, molecular function: RNA binding. The record is from RefSeq and is a predicted model, not a curated record.
GUGGCUGUCUAAUUGAGUGCCUGAUCCGAAUCUUUCUACCUCGGUUCGCGGCUGGCCGUGGCCCGGGAGCUCCGAGGCCUAUUUUAGGGUGACCUCCUUUCGCUUCCAGAGGCCGGCGUGAAGGGCGGGAGAGAGGGGGAGGCGGGGAGGCGGACAGGCAGUUGCCAGGGCAGCCUGGAGCAGAGGUCCUCGGCAGCGGAGGCAGGCGGCGGAGAAGAGGCGACGACGACGGCGAGGAGGAGCGGCUCGUAAUGGCGGCGCCCAGGAAGGCCGGCGACUGAAAACAUAGUACAUUAAGUAAUUCCAAAGAAGAAAGUACCAAGGAUAUUUCAGUGUAAACGAUUAGAGUAAUUUGGAACUUGGCAUAUAUUGGAUCACAUCUUCUUCUGAUACGUGUCGUCUUCUGCAUCCAAAGUUUUUUUUAAUCUGGCAGUUUCUGUAAUAGACACUGACUGUAUACCAGAAGAUUGACUACAACAGACCCUUUUCUUGUGAAGACAUUUUUUAACCAUGGCUAGCCAGCUUGGGGGCAGAACAAGAAGCUUUGCUUUCUACACUGUUGCACAGUGAGUUCUUGUGGUGGGACUUUCCUAUAGCACUAUUUAGGAUGCCUUCACUGGAGCACUACAAGUCAAAUAAUACCAUCCAUGCAUUUUCCCCAGAGGCUGCUUUCCCUCAUGGGAGGCGGAGGGAGAGAUGGGACCCCAGGCUUCUGUCAAGGGAAAGCAGGAUACAGUGGGAAAGGCCCCAAAAGAAAGCCUGCCUCUGUGGUGGAGAUCCCCCCACAAAAAACGGAAGAAAAAGAGUAAAGCAAGAGCAGGAAGACCAGAUUUUACUAGUAUUCCAAGCAGGCCAGAAUUUACACUGCAAGAUUUUGUUAGGGCAGAAUUUACCAGGCCAGAAUUUUCAAUAUUUGUAGGUGAAUUGACUCCUGAGGUGGAUGAUUUUUUGCUUUAUGACUACUUUUUCAAACGGUAUCCAUCAUGUAUAGAUUGCAAAGUGGCCACAGACCUCUUGGGUUAUUCCAGGGGUUAUGGCUUUGUCAGAUUUUCUGAUGAAGGUGAUAUGAUGAGAGCAUUGCAAGAUUGCCAGAAUGCACCUGGUCUAGGCGGAAAAAGAAUCCGAUUGACUAUAGGAAUUUCUAAAAGAUUGAAAGUAGAAUUUCAGAGGUACCAGCCAUAUAGCUAUAAUGAUUAUUACCAAGAUUAUCAGAACUACUACCGUCAGUAUAAUUACGACAGAAAUGAACGCUUUGAUCGCUAUGAACGUGUUGAUCGUUUUGAUCGAGGAGGUCGUUUUGGUGAUCGUUUUCCUGACCGCUACCGUGAGCAUUUUAGUGACCGUUUUCCUGAACGUUAUGCUGAUCGCUUUGGUUCCCGUUUUGGUGAACGGUAUCCUGACUACCCUGAAUAUGGUGAUUAUCCUGACUAUGGAGAUUAUCCUGCUGAUUAUAGUGACUACAACUACAGCUAUGCAUCUUACGAAAGGAUGCAGCCAACUGGAAGUAUGGGGCAGCAAGCCAUGAGUACAGCUGUAUUUCAGGAAACUUCAGCGAUGGUAAUGAAUGAUGAUCUAAUAACAGAAGAUCCACAGCUCCAUGUAGAUGUUCACAGAAUGAACAGAGAAUUUAUGGUGCGAAGUGAAGAACUGUUUGACACACUUAUGAGCUGCCAUUGGCAACCUCUGGAUACAGUCACAUCUGAGAUUCCUACUGCUUUCUGAAACUGUCUUAUGUUAACACCAUAGCAUGAUUAUUAUGACCAAGGUGCUAAAUUGACAUUUCUUCUUCAUUACUUUACAUCUUAAGUUUUAAAGCACAGUGUUGGGUUUUUUUGCUAUUCUUUGAUGGCCUUUGUAAUUUUUGUUCAUCACUCAGUAUCCUGAAAUCAUGUAAAUAUUCUAGAAAUGUAAAGAGUUACUCUAAAUAUAGACUUACUUAUGUAAAUAAUAAAACUUUGUUUCUGCAAA